Molecule: messenger RNA, 837 nt
Organism: Anisakis simplex (herring worm)
Lineage: Eukaryota; Metazoa; Nematoda; Chromadorea; Rhabditida; Anisakidae
Source: the annotation of a GenBank genome assembly
AUGUCAACGAAAGUGAGUGUUGGUAUAGCGACGUUGCUUUCAUCAAGUGUUAUUUUGAUAUGUACUAUUGCGAUUACAGUACUUAUACAGGACAUAAACUCUUUGUAUGAUGACGUUAUGAAUGAUAUGCGAGAAAUUAAGUCGAUUAACGAAGAUGCGUGGGAUGGAAUGAUGCAACUUCAGUCGAGGCGAGUUAGCAGAAACGGCAAAAUUGAUACGAUUCGUCAUGUAUUUUCAAUUAGGAGGCGUCGACAAGCUGGUUAUGGCGUCACAAAAUGCCAUUGUAAAUCUAGAGCCCACAAGUGCCCACGCGGACCACCCGGACCACCAGGUGAUCGCGGUGAACCAGGAGAGCCUGGUGAACCCGGUAUACCUGGUUUGGCAGGAGUUGCCGGUGUUGUUUCAAUAUUGAAUCUCCCAGAACCUGGUUGCAUCAAGUGUCCAGCUGGACCGCCUGGCCCCCGAGGCCCGAGCGGUCCACCUGGAGAAGAGGGACCAAUGGGCCGAAUGGGUUAUCCAGGACGUGACGGCUCUGACGGUCAACCAGGACGAGUUGGUGAACGUGGUGCGCAAGGGCUACGAGGUCCUCCUGGUGAACCAGGCCAAGACGGUAGACCAGGAAGGAAUGGACGAUAUGGACAUCCCAUACAAGGCGAUAAGGGGCCGCCUGGACCACCAGGUAUGCAAGGUAAGCCUGGCAAUCGUGGCCAGGACGGCCAACAAGGUCCUCCAGGUGAACCUGGACCACAGGGUCCUGAGGGUCCACCAGGAAUGCCUGGUGAGACUGGUGCUCCAGGAGAGGUGGGGUCUUUUAUGAUCUUAGUUCUAUUCAAUUGA